This is a messenger RNA of Silurus meridionalis, 4147 nucleotides long. RefSeq names its product forkhead box D2 (gene foxd2). Lineage: Eukaryota; Metazoa; Chordata; Actinopteri; Siluriformes; Siluridae. The coding region runs from base 2132 to 3244 and encodes 370 amino acids. Gene Ontology annotation, molecular function: DNA-binding transcription factor activity, RNA polymerase II-specific; RNA polymerase II cis-regulatory region sequence-specific DNA binding. The transcript has a single exon. Gene Ontology annotation, biological process: cell differentiation; anatomical structure morphogenesis; regulation of transcription by RNA polymerase II. The record is from RefSeq and is a predicted model, not a curated record.
AUUCUGCCAUUGAGGCCAAUUUUUGAGGUUUUAAUGAAAAGAUCUGGCGUUUUCAAGAAACAUAUCGCAAUUUCACUAAACACAUUUUACUAAUGGAUUCGUGUUAAAUAGAAAAAAUAACAAAAUUAAAAAAUACUCGGAGAUUUAUAAGAUGAAAAAAACUAAACAAGAAAAGCACCACAGAUGUGCCUGAUCUGAUGCUAUUAUAAUAUAUGGUGUCUAAAAUAAAGUACACUAAUUGUGAGGGGUUUAACAAAAUCUGGCAACACAAAAUCGACCUUUAGAGAUAUGUAUAAGCUGCAAGUUUAAAGAGUUGCAUCUGUCCUAUAUUUGUUUAUUUGCCAUUUUUUAUUUGUAUUUUUUGUAUAUUGUAAUAUUUAUAUUUAAAAAAUCCUUCUUCCAUAGUAAAAUAAUGUUUUAAGCUCUUUUACCUGAAAUCACAGACCUGGACAGAAAAACAUUUAGGAGAAUAUUCUUUUAACUUUCCUUUUUGACUGUUUCUUUUUUCUUAAAUUUUUCUUUGCAAGAAAAGAAAUGUGUUUAGUGCAGUUAUCAACAAAACAUUGAUGAAAUGAAGAUAUUUUUCCCCGCACCAGUCAGGAUUGAUUAUUCAUAGCGCUUUUAUUGGUCAUGUGACAAUCUGAAGCAGGAUGAUCAAUCCAGCUGUGCUCUCUCUCUCUGUGUGUGUGUGUGUGUGUGUGUGUGUGUUUGUAGGAAAGCGCAGAGAAAAAGGUUUUCGUAUGAGCGACUUGAAAACUAUUGCGUUUCUAGAAUUGACUGUAGAAACAAUAGAAUUGAUAUGAGUAGUAUUUAUUUUCUGGAAAAUUAUGUAGAUCCAACUGUAGAAUUUAUAACGAGCGAAAAUUAAUUUAUUAUUAUUAUUAUUAUUGUUGUUGUUAUUAUUAUUAUUAUUUUUAUUAUUAUUAUUAUAACAUGCCUAGAUUUUUAUUAUUAUUAAAGGCAAAUAAAAUAUAUUUGAGAUUUCUAGAUUAUAAAUAAAACAAUUAACCUUCAUAACCCCCUAAACGGGGAUCUGUUUUGGUUGCACGCGGCUCGUUAGGGGUCAGAAAUAGAUUGAAAUAUUGAAUAAAUAAUUAGACGCAUCGGAUUUAUUAGAUUUGUAUUUAUACUAAUAGUUUACAUUUACAAAUAGUUGACAUUAAUAUGUGGUGACUUUAAAUCAGAUAAACAACGAAUGAGCUUUAUUGCAGCUUUAUUGAAGUAACUGAAAUGAUGUGUGUUCAGGGUGUGUGUUAAUCAGUCAGAUAUACAGAUAUAUAAUUUGGGUUAUAAUCAGAUCAGGUUUUAUUUUGAGGUUUUAUGUGUAAUGUGUUUUAAAAAACGUUUCUAAAGAUUAUACAAAAUCGCAAUAACCCUAAAACCACAAUCCCGCACGAGCGAUUCUCAUAAAUUAGUGUUUUUUGUUGUAUUUUUUUGGUGAAAUCUUAUAAUUGUUGAAUGUCGGAGAUGCACUGCAGCCCCCUGACCACUAAACAGCGCUUCAUUUAAUCAUAAACAUUUAAACAUUUACAUUUUUAAUCAUGCAUUAAACAUUACUAAUAAUUUAUAGGCUAAAAAUUAAGAAACUAUUUUCUAUACAUUUUCUCUACAAACUAUUUUUAUUGUUUUACAAAUAAUUUGAUUGGUUUUAUAUCGAAUACAAAAAAAAUCAUAUUAUUGUGAGCAAAACAACUUUUGGUAAGUCGCUGAAGUCAAAGUCAAACACACACACACACACACACACACACACACACACACACACACACACACACACACACACCUCUGCCUCCUCCCUUAUUCAAUGCUCUCUGCUAAACUUUGGUUACUGACACGUCGGUCACGUGAGCGUCGGGAUAAAUAGUUUUGGGAGGCAGGAGGAGGGGGUACUAGAGUCCGGAGCUUGUGCGGGGCGCACCGCGGUGCCUCCGUGCGUCAUUUAAAACACACCAAAUCCCCUUCAAACAAAAACAACAAUGAAGUCAGAAAGCGGCAGCGGUCCGGUCCGGACUGAUCACUGACCUGAGCAGUGCGGCUCACGGAACACCGUAUACGAGACCUGGACGUGGAAGGAGUGAGAGCACGAAGAGGAGGAGGAGGAGGAGGAGGAGGAGGACAGCGCGAGUCCUCCAGCAUGACUCUGGGGACGGACGUGUCGGAGAGCCCGGCGUUAUCCGACGACGUGGACAUCGACGUGGUCGGUGGCGACGGCGUGAGAGAUGUCGGGAAAUACCUGCGCCACCCUCACGUCUUUCACGCGGACCACGACUCUGACGACCCUCUGUCGUCCCACGAGGUCGGCGAGGGCACCGCGAGCGGCUCCGAGGGCCCCGAUGACGACCGCGUCGUGGCGCGGGGCGAAUCCGGUUCCGGCGCCGACGCGCUGAACGGGGACAAGCCGGCGAAAAACGCGCUGGUGAAGCCGCCGUAUUCGUACAUCGCGCUGAUCACGAUGGCCAUCCUGCAGAGCCCGAAGAAGCGGCUGACGCUCAGCGAGAUCUGCGAGUUCAUCAGCAACAGGUUCCCGUACUACCGCGAGAAGUUCCCAGCAUGGCAGAACUCCAUCAGGCACAACCUGUCGCUCAACGACUGCUUCAUCAAGAUCCCACGCGAACCCGGGAACCCGGGCAAGGGCAACUACUGGACCCUGGAUCCGGAGUCAGCCGACAUGUUUGACAACGGCAGCUUUCUGCGCAGGCGGAAGCGUUUCAAGAGACACCAGAACAGCGACGUGGUUCUCCGAGACGCGGGAGGAUUCCUGCCCGGAUUCGGAUACGGCCCCUACGGCUGCUACGGCCCCGGUGCCGGGGGCGCUGGAGGGUACGGCUUGGCGCUGCAGAACUUCCACGCGUACCACCAUCACCAUCACCACCACCCGAGUGGGACUUUCCCUUUCCAGGGUGCGCCAUGCCCCCUUCCCGGCGUGCCCUCUUCCAUCUUCUCUUCGUCUCCGCACACCGUGCCGCCCUCUCUCCUGGGAGCAGAUCUAAGGAAGCCCUUCUACCCUCAGCUCCCUCCCGCACUCGCGCCGCCUCACAAAACGGACACGAACACGUCGCGCCGCCCGUCUUUCUCCAUAGACAACAUCAUCGGCGCGUCGAGCUCUCCGCCCUCUGCGCCCUACAGCGCGCAGUUACCCGCGGCUCAGGCGCAGAUCCUCGCCAUGUUCACACCACCGUCCUCCAACCACUUGAACCUCUCACCGGAAACGAUCGCACCCAACUCGUGCUCGGACUUCCUCCGGUAAAAAAAAAAAAAAAGACAAGAAGGAGAACUUUUUAAUUUUUAGUUUCUGAUCAUUUUUCUUUCCAGAACAAACGACGUGUGAAACCAAAAAGAGCAGUUUUUAAAAAUCCGCCAUUUUGCCAAGGUAGGAUCUGAAUUUUUUUUUUUUUUGUGAGGUUUAAAACAUUCUCUCUUUUUUCUCUGCGGAAAUUUUUGAGAGCAAACAACAAAAACAAAAACGUAAUUAAUGCCGUGAUAUUUAUGAACUGUAAAUAUGUACAAUAUAUAUAUAAAUAAAUAAAAAUGUGCAGGCAGAUAUGAACAUUUGCAAAACAAAGAAAGAAUAGGCAGUCCGAGGUUAACCUUUGACCUUUGAUCUCCACUCCAGAUGUUUUGCAAACAGGAAAUGCGUUCAGAUCAUUUGAUCUCAUUGUAAACAGUGGAUUUUCCUGUCGGCGCGUGAACAGAUUCCUAUCGCCAUUGUUAUGGUUUAUAUUAAUAUUUUUUGUGAGUUUUGUGAAAAAAAAAAUUGAAGCACUGUUUAAUAGUAGAGACCGAAAAUAUCGACUCAGGUUUACUUUUUCUUUUUGUUUUUUUGUUUUUUUUUAAAAGCACAUUGCCAGAGACAGCGGGGUUUCUGCCCGAACAGCGGAAUAUCAGUGUCAAUUAUAACUGUUUUUUUUUUUUUUUUAUAUUCUUUUUUUUUAAUUUUUUUAUUAUUAUUAUUGUGGCGUUGAUGUAUCUCGCAUUACCUCUCCUCCUGUCUGACUGUGCAUAGAUUUUCCCCCCCUUAUUAUUACAUUGAAGAUAAUCUGUGAAGAGAAUGUCGCGAUGUUGUAAAAGAAGAAAAAGCAGAUAAAACACACGUCAUGUUUAUAGGUCAUUUGGUUGUAAUGACAAGAAAAUAAAUGUUGUGAAUUUUAAA